This is a messenger RNA of Aspergillus campestris IBT 28561, 3816 nucleotides long. Its product is annotated as putative ARF GTPase activator (Csx2). Gene Ontology annotation, biological process: intra-Golgi vesicle-mediated transport. Lineage: Eukaryota; Fungi; Ascomycota; Eurotiomycetes; Eurotiales; Aspergillaceae. The transcript is spliced from 5 exons. Gene Ontology annotation, cellular component: cytoplasm; trans-Golgi network; endosome. The record is from RefSeq and is a predicted model, not a curated record. Gene Ontology annotation, molecular function: protein binding; GTPase activator activity. The coding region runs from base 1 to 3348 and encodes 1115 amino acids.
AUGGGGAUUGUCGGUAGUCGCGUCGAUGACGCCGGGAGCCUUUAUUUCAAGGACCAGUCGAGGUGCACGAUCGCAUCCGCGGUGGUCACGAACGGGAGGGGUCGAGUGUUACUAAAUAUCGUGCCGAACGCAUUCCCCGCAGCGAGGUACACGGCCAAACGGGAGGUUGGCGACGAGAGUCCGAUCGAGUACAUCCAGGAUCCUGAUCUCUCGCCUUCCGCCCAAACGCCGACAUUCCUUUUACGCCUGUCCAACGAAGAGGACCUCGAGUUCAAAUUCACCUUCGUGUUAAGGCAGACACAAAGCGGAAAUGUGACGAAUUCCACGGUCAACGGGGUCUCGACUUCACUGCCAGAGGUGGCGGAUACUGCGCUCACGGGGCUGACGUUCGCUCAUGCCCCUAACUCGAAAGAGCUGGAUAAUCUGAUCACGAGGGAAUUCCAUGCUAAUCCGAACCUGCAAAACAACUCCAACGUCCAGCUGAUAGGCGAUUACUCGACAAAUGGCAGCCCGUCAGUCCAGUUUGAUUGGACCUGGAGGUGGAAACCUCCCAAGCCGACGGAAGAGAAAGGGGGCGGCUGGAGGAAUAGCUGCAGCCUCUUGGACUAUGAUCAGCGAGCGAACCGACUCAACACCCUUGCGCACUUUUCGUUCUGGGUGCAAAACACCGUGCGCCCGUUACCGAGCCCUCAGAUCUCCUCGCCGAAUCUAGAAAUCACUCUCCCGCCUCGAAACCGCAUACCUUCGUCGCAAUCGGUUCUCUCCCACUCCAGCGAUGCGGAUGCGACGUCUAGCACUCAGGUUCUUCCCGGGGUAUCGCCCGAUACCAGCGAGCCUCCCCAGUCGAUACUGCCUCCGCAGCCAGUGAAAGUCGACCUGCCCCAUUCACGGCCUGGGGAGGACAUGAGUGUGGUUGAGGAUGGCCCUCUUUUCCGGGCGACCAUGAAAGCAUUAGAGCAAAAGACCGGGAACAUGCGCACCAAAAUGAAGAAGGUUCUGAAAAAGGCAGAGGCCGCCCAGCAAGCCCAGAAUGCGUGUAACGAUGCCGUGGAGGCGUUCUUGUCUGCACUGAAUGAUGCGUCGUCUUCUAACGCGAAUGCCAUCCAGCCCGCACUCGAUCACUAUUUCGAGAAGAUCGCUCGGCAGAUUCUGAACUAUGAAAGGCUCAACAAUGUCCAGCUCCAAAGGCUUGUCAUUGAGCCAUUAGUAAAACUCUACAACAACGACAUCAAACAGGCGGAGGCCAAGAAAAAGGAGUUUGAAGAGGAAAGCAGGGACUAUUACGCCUAUGUCAGCCGCUAUCUCGGACAGCGUCAAGAUUCGCUCAAGGAGAAGAAGCGCGCAGAGAGCGAUUCGAAAUACCAGACCAAGCGGCGGAAUUUCGAACUCAGGCGGUUUGACUAUUCGUCAUUCAUGCAAGAUCUCCAUGGCGGCCGCAAGGAGCAAGAGGUCCUGUCGCACCUAACUAAAUACGCAAGUACGCAGGCGCAGAGUUUCCUCACGGCGGCCAAACAGGUGGACGAUAUGACGCCGCAGCUCGAUGCCCUUAUCCAUGAGGUCGGCCAGGCCGACAAGGAGUUCCAAUUCCAGAGGACAGAAAGGGAAGAGAAGCGGCGCGCACUCGAAAAGAGUAGCAACACGUACAUGGAGCCCGAUUCCUUGACGACCGCAAAUGUCACAUCGGCGCCGGUCUCUAGCGGUAAUGGGAACCAGCAUUCGGAUGGUGAACUGGGCCGCGCAGACAGCACAGGAUCGCAAUUGCGGAAUGUGAACAGCAAUACGUCUUCAUUGUCUGCCCAAGCGAAUACGUCAGCUAUGAACACCUCGGCAGGGGCUUCCGCCGUCCCGUCAACAGCCAAUCCAUCAGGUCAACAGAGGAAGGAAGGAUUACUAUGGGCGCUGUCUCGGCCAGGAUCCCAUAUUGAUCCCAAGGGCAUUAACAAACAGGCUUGGCAUAAAUUCUGGAUCGUGUUGGACCAGGGAAAGCUCUCGGAAUACAGCAAUUGGAAACAGAAGUUAGAUUUACAUAUGGAUCCGAUCGAUUUGCGCAUGGCCUCCGUUCGUGAGGCCCGGAAUGCGGAGCGGCGGUUUUGUUUCGAAGUGAUUACGCCCCAGUACAAACGCAUCUACCAAGCGACUUCUGGGGAGGAUAUGACCAAUUGGAUCAGAGCCAUCAACAAUGCCCUCCAAAGCGCCGUCGAAGGCCGUGGCAUGCCUUCUCCACCCAUUUCGUCUGGCAAUGAUAGCUCAUCACUCCGUCGUGAUAUUGGGUCUGUUUUGACCGGGAAAAGCUCGUCGUACUCGGGCCAGCAUCCGAAUCCGACGGGACAGGCCAAUACUGUUACUCGCCGCACGACAGUAGGGGCACGGCCGAGUUACGUCCGCGGCGAUGACAGCAAUUACGAGGAGAAUCCCUCUAAGCUCCUGCAAACGGUCCGGGAUGCCGACCAAGGCAACAACUGGUGUGCCGACUGCGGAUCCGUGUCCAAAGUUGAGUGGGUAUCCAUCAAUCUGGGGAUCGUUUUGUGUAUUGAGUGCAGCGGUAUCCAUCGCUCUCUUGGUACGCAUAUCUCCAAGGUUCGGUCACUCACCCUGGAUGUGAAUUCCUUCUCCAACGACAUCGUCGAGAUUCUACUGCAGAUCGGCAACCGCGUCAGCAAUAUGGUCUGGGAGGCCACACUGGAUCACUCCCAGAAGCCCGUUGCGUCUUCUACCCGGGAACAGCGACUCCGGUUUAUUACGGCCAAAUAUAGCGAUCGGGCCUACGUCGAACAAUUGCCUUCCCCGUUGUCCCGGUUCUCGUCCUCGGAUGAAACGCUCCUUGCGUCAAUCAAGCGGAAUGAUAUCCAAGGCGUUCUCUAUGGCAUCGCCCUAGGUGCAAAUGUGAAUGUGACCGAUCGUUCACGUAGCACACAUGCCGUUUUCCUCGCUCUCGCCGCAGCCGAUCCGGCUUCCCCGGCGUCGGCCUCAACUCCACCAUCUAGGCCUACCACCGCUCCUUCAGCGAAAGCAAUCCCAUUCCCCAUUGCCGAACUCCUCGUCCAGAACGGAGCGGAAAUCCCAUCCGAUCCUCCACCUAUCCCCCUCUCAUCCGCCGCGCAGCUAUAUCUCAGCCAGCGGACCGCACGAAUCGCUGCCUUUACCAGUCCUGCCGCAUCUGGUUCUGGAAAAUCCCCGGCCGACGGAGUCGGGUCGCUGCCGACUAUUCGAGGGACAGGGAAUGACAAUCCCGCCUCAUCGCAAGCACCAAGCUCCUUGGACACCAAGGAGCGCGAGAAAUUACAUAAACGCGGGAGCGCGGGGGCCCGGUUCGCAGGGAAGGUCGCCUCCCUUGGCAUUGACCGAUAAGAGUUGACCCGGCGCCUCUGUUCCGGGAUGCCUGAACUUCCACAUGGGGUUCUUUCACCGUAUCCGCACCCUCUUCCUCUUCGUGUCCCCUUCGUCUCCCCUUCACUUUGCGAAAUUCUAUCAUAGUAAUUAUACCUAGUCAGAUCCUGGGGCUCGGAUGCCUCAUGCCCCCAGGAUGCUGACUGUUGUCCAGGGUCAGCCGGCCGGCUCUGCAGAUUCGAUCUGCGUCGGCCUCCAUACUGCACCCCCCUCCUUCUCCUCUUCCCCCUUGUUUAUACUCUUCUAUCAUUCCUGUUGCCGUUUAAUUGGUUCCUGGCCGUUUAUCAUCCCGCUGCACCUCUCCCCAAGAGGCUGCGGAUCUACUCGCACUGCAGUUAUAUCAUGGAAGCCGAGGCACGUUUUGGCCUGACAAGAUGUCCUCCACUUUACGAGCCCUGUCACGCUUUUCUUCUUACUUUUUUCUUCUUC